This is a messenger RNA of Daldinia caldariorum, 2902 nucleotides long. RefSeq names its product molybdopterin binding oxidoreductase. Bases 644 to 2344 code for a protein of 566 amino acids. The transcript has 4 exons. Gene Ontology annotation, molecular function: molybdenum ion binding; oxidoreductase activity. Lineage: Eukaryota; Fungi; Ascomycota; Sordariomycetes; Xylariales; Hypoxylaceae. The record is from RefSeq and is a predicted model, not a curated record. Gene Ontology annotation, cellular component: mitochondrion.
UUUUUUUAUGUUGAGCGCCAACUGCGGGACAAAAUCAGAUGGCGGGGUUUUAUUCCCCUAACUUUGACACCUGCAGCAGCUGAUAUCUGACAUUGGACAGCUGACAGCUGGCACUAGUACUUGCAGCUGGCAAUAUUAGGUACAAUCCCCCUAAAUUAACAAGUCUUAUAAAUUGGACUUCUCUUCUUGGACUUCUCUUCAAGCACCAUAAUACCGAUCAAGUUAGUUUUUUUCAUCUAUCAUUACAGGUAGAUAUAAACUUAUAAUAGGUACCCAUACCUGUCUAAUUAUUGCGAUCUAGAUGAACUCGAUCAUCAGACCCCGUACUCUCGUAAACUUGUCUAAAUACUUCGAAGUUUUGCAGAGCUUGCUAGAUGCGAUGCGACAUAACAUUGGUAAACGGCGCUUCGAAUAUGUAUGACGGAUGCUUGACGUCUUUAUUUCCGAGUGUUAGAGCCGUCAUCGGUGCUCAGUCAGCGCCUGAUUGAGUGGGAUUAACGUAGGUAUAUAGGUAGAGAGGCAUAUUAACGACAACUAUGCUGCUUUAAAUGUCUUUUUCUCGUUUUCAAUCUCCAAUGAUUAGGGUAUCUGCCUAUACAUCUUGGUUCAUUUUCCCCAAGUUGCGAUAGUUGAUAUUUGCAACAUGCAGCCGGACAUUCUAAUACGUGAGGCUGUUAACAAUUUCCUGCCCAGCGAUGAGUGGAAACUUGAACAGGGCUUCGGGACAACAGAAUUGCAUCUGCUUGACCAAACGAAAUAUAACGAAGGGGUAGACGCCGUUGCACCGGGCUGGGAACGAGAGGUUCAGCCACUUCCGAAAAAGUUUGACGGUAAACUAGCCGCUGAUGAAUUGGCAGGCUGGGAUGGUUAUGUUGAAUGGGAAGACUAUCCAGAGAAGAAGCGCAAGGCGCACGAGAUUCUCGCCUCCCAAGAUUUCCCUCCUCCGCCCGAAUUCCAGUUGGCACCUAUUCCUGGUACCAAUCCGGUUCUAGAAGGAAUCCGCUGGAAGUUAUGGCAUCGAGCUAUUGGUGGCCGCCUGGCAGUAGUUCCAGAGGAAUCUUGGGCCAUCGUGCUAAAAGAAAAAUCGCAAGAUAUGCUACAUCUCUUGCAAUUCCCAUAUAAUGGCGAACCGCCUAAAAGGCUCGUCACAGCUGAGCCGGUUACACCAAAUCCCCUGCACUUCGUACGCAACCACGGUGGUAUCCCGUCCAUCGACCCAUCUGCAUGGUUUCUCCGGCUAGAUGGCCUGGUCAAAACACCCCAAAAGUUGACACUUUCGGACCUCCAGGAUGAAAGCCGGUUCCCGCGCAUGGAGAGGCUAGUAACUAUACAAUGCAGCGGUACAAGGCGUAUUGAGCAGAUAAGUCUAUACGCUGGCGAGGGAGACGAAAUGAUUAACGCGCCUUGGGCUGAAGGUGCGAUUGGGACGGCCAAAUACGUGGGAGUGUCGCUCAAGAAGGUGAUAAAAUAUUGCGGCGGGCUUGAAGAAGGUGCCAAACAUCUAGAGCUCGUCGGUGCUGAUACGUACUUCAAACAGAAAGAGGUAAUGAACUACGCCAUCAGCGUGCCUUACUCCAAGGUUAAAUCUCACGAGGUUAUGCUCGUGUGGGAGAUGAACGGGGAACCACUACCAAAGAUCCACGGCGCACCAGUUAGAGCGGUAGUGAUGGGCUACAUAGGCGCCAGGAGCGUGAAGUGGUUAUAUCGCAUAACCGCGAUACCGGAGCCGACGAAAGCUCCAGUGCAGAGCAAAGAAUACUUGUACUUCAACCAGCAAGUUGGCAAACAUAACCAGCGUUGGACUGAUGGAAUUCAAAUACAAGAAAUGCCCGUGAGCAGCGCCAUCAUGUCACCUUGGAAUAAGCAGGUCGUAUUACACGAGGGCAAGAUCGAGGUCAAAGGAUGGGCGUACUCUGGAGGCGGCCGCUGGCCCGAGCGCGUCGAAGUAAGCGCUGACGGCGGAUUCUCGUGGUACGCGGCGCCGACGGAGAAUUUGAGCACGAAGCACAAAUUCGCCUGGCGCACUUGGCAUAUGUGGUUACCUUGCGACGUCGAGGGAUGGAUAGAGGUAGUGGUACGGUGCUGGGAUAACGCCAUCAACACUCAGCCCAUUGGGGUUAGGGACGCAUGGAAUUGGGGUUUGCAUGUAACGAGCAGCGCCCAUCGGAUCAGAAUAUACAGCGUGAACAAGAACAGAGAAAGGACGAGAGAGAGGCUCGAAGAGUUUGAAAGGCGAGGAAUCUCUUUUGUGCCUAUCACGCGGCCGACUGACUUCCCUCUCAUGAGUUGGGAAGAGUACGACGAGUAUUUCAAGAAGAACGGACCAAGAGAUGUGGACGAGUAACGUAAUGAUAGCCAGUUGUCCUAGGGACAUGUACAAGAAAGUAGUGAAGUCGUAUAUUUGUGCUUAGAGAUGGUCUCGAGCCCUUAGUGGGCAGAUGACGUUGGAACGAAAGCUUGUGAUUUGUUGUCGAUAAGAGAGGCUCAUCAGGCGGGAUGAAUUAACAUAUGAAUCUGAGACAUAAAUAUGAUAUACUCCGAUAACAUGUGAGUUCUUCACUAUUGUUAUUAGAUGGUGUUUCCCAAAAAAUACGCAAUGCUAAGUCGUGUGAGUUGUGCGUUACAUUAAGUGGUACGUAUUCAAGAGCUUGGCACCGGCAAUUCUUGGAAUACCGAUAACUCGUAUAGUAGGUACCUAUCUUAUGAGUGAGACGGUAUACAAAUAUUUCCUCAGAAUCCCUGAUAUAAUAAACUUGAUAACUUUGAGAAUUUUGAAAAGGGAAGGGGGCAAGGCUUAUGCAUGCAUGCAUGGACCCUGAAGCUAGGUAGGAGAAGUUUGAUCCGACUAGCCACUUGAAUAAACUUUUAAUAAAUUUGAUAGACAAACUUCAUUGGGCUCUAU